Cladocopium goreaui is the source of this 2457-nucleotide messenger RNA. Lineage: Eukaryota; Dinophyceae; Suessiales; Symbiodiniaceae. The record is from the annotation of a GenBank genome assembly.
GAUUGCGAGCAAUGCUUGCAGAAAAAUACUCAAAGACAGGAGGACCAGUUGCGUGAACAAGGGCAGCAAAAAGUGACCGCAAACGAGUUUCUCGCUGAGCAGCCUCUGAAGAAAAGGCAAAAACCAGAGGAGACAGUGAUGCGUUUUGAAGCUGAAUCUUCACAUAGAAUGGCCGCUGGUGAAACCCUCCUCCACAAGGCAUGCCAGAGUGAUCAUGCCGCAGCAGCGGCUCUGAUAGCCUUGGGUCCACAUACAGGGCCAAGGCAACUAAUCCGUGACGAAACUGGAUUGCUACUUGUGGAUCACGCAAUCCUGAAUGGGAAUCGGUCGACCGCAGCAGCAGCACUUCGCGGAGUGCCACUUGAGGAGUUGAAUACGCUCUCCCUGCUUCUGCUGCCACUCUUACUGCAGACCGGAAACUUGGAACCUCCUGAUCAGGCCUCUCUGAACGCUGGGCUCCGUGCGGCAGCAGCUUCUGGACGCGAUGCAGCAGUGGACCUGUUGCUGAAGAACAAGGCAGAGGUGAAUUCAGAGCAGGAGGAUGGGGCGACUGCCUUGGUGCUGGCGAGUCGGCCUGGUCAUGUCAAUGUGGCCCGGCGGCUUCUGGGCGCCGGAGCUCAUCCAGAUCCCAACAGAAGUCCUCUCCGGAUGGCUGCAAAGUCCGGUAGGCUGGAACUCGUCAAGCUCUUGCUUCAAUACAGAGCAGACGUAGAGGCCUCCAAUGUCAAGAAAGGAGGCACUCCCCUAUUUUUGGCUUCCAAAGGUGGACAUUUGGAUUGUAUGGAGGAUGGGCUCGAGGAGCUCAUGAAAGCUCGUGCCAUGCUGACUGGCAAAGACUGGUCUCCACUUCACGCGGCUGUGCAGUCAGGGAAAGAAGCUGUGCAUUUGCUUCUCACAGCCCGUGCUUCACCCUCUGUACCGGCUCAAACUUGGGCUCCGCUCCAUGAAGCAGCACGCCGUCGCUCUGCCAGCAUAACCGAGCUGCUGCUGAAUCACGGAAGUGCAGUUGAUGCAACAACAGCCGAUGGGGCUACCGCGUUGCAUGUGGCGGUGCAGCAAGGUCAUGAGGAAACUGCUCAGGUCUUGCUCUCUCGUGGAGCCUCUGCAGGCUGUAUCGCUUCUUCUGGAGCGACGCCUUUGCACUAUGCAGUCCAACUAGGGCAUUUGCACCUGACGCAGCUGCUAUUGGUUGGGAAGAAUGCAGAUCCGGACCAAUCAAUGGUCGACACGAGUGGGACUGAAAGCGGUUGUCGGCCAUUGCAUUUUGCUGCACAGUUGGGCUUCCAGGAAAUCCUUCGUGCCCUUCUGGCAGCACGGGCCAGCACAGAUACUGAGAUGCGUGGUGGCUUUACGCCACUGGCAUUAGCUGCACGUGCUGGGCACAUGACAUGUUGCAAUUUGUUGCUGGAAUCCAGCGAGUCUAGACUCGGUGGCAAAAGGGCCAUCGAUGCUAUCACCGCCAUGGGUUGGACGCCAUUGCAUCUGGCCUGCAAGGCUGGGCAACCGGCUGUGGCAAGGGCUUUAAUCGAACUGGGCGCUUCAGUAAACAUUCUGAGCAAGCGGGGUCGGACACCUUUGAUGGUAGCCGUUGAGGCAGGGCAUUUUGAUAUUGUAAAGCUGCUGGUUCGCUUCGGAGCUGACUUGGAUGCCACCAUGCCUGGCAAUUGGACAGCGCUUCAUUUGGCCUGCAUGGUUCCAAGAAAUGGCCAAAUGGUCCGCUUUUUGUUGCAGCACACGCAGCUGAGAAGUACUGAUGAGGGAUGGAUGCCUCUUCAUUCAGCAGUUCAUAGCGGAGAUGAGUCCAAUGUCAAAGCCGUGCUGGAAGUUCAGCCUAUGACUGAAGCUCCUGGACAGGUGCCUCCCUUGCACUUGGCCGCUGAAGCUGGACAUGCCUCGCUUGUCCGCCUGCUGCUGGAGAGGGGGGCAUCGGUGGAUGCCCCAGCCAGCCACGAUAUCACAGCGCUACAUUUGGCUGCUGGUGCUGGAGGUUCCCCUCAGCCGGCAACUGCUGCUGAAGUUGCGGAGGUUCUCUUAGCACAUGGCGCUGCGGUGGAUUUGGUAAUGGAGGGUGGAGCUACGCCUCUGAUGGUUGCUGCACGACUGGGCCGGUCGUCUGUGGUGAAGGUUUUAUUACAGUAUGGUGCUGAUGUCUUCAGCAAACUGCCCAGUGGUUGGUGCAGCUUCCUGCUAGCGGUCCGGAAUGGGCAUGCAGAGGUGGUUCGCAUGCUGGUGCGGCCAGAGCAUCAACAGGUGAAAACUCCAGCUGGACGAACUCCAAUUCAGUGUGCCAAGAAAUAUGGUCACAGCGAGGCCGAGCAAGUGCUUCGAGAGCUGCUUGGAGAGUCUUGAUUCAAUCUGGGAAUGCUCGGGGCUGUGCAAUGCCCCUGCCCCUUUGAGCAACUCAUUUGUGUCAAGUGAAAUGGGCGAAGCAAUGCCAGGAGACAAACUGCAUUCCCA